AUUUGUAUUUCUUCUGCAUUUCAUUAUUACCCACAUUAUUCACUCAUAUGCAAACAUAAAAAGCUUCCAUAGCCUCUUCUUGGUACAGCCUCUCUCUCUCUCUCUCUCUCCGCUUCAUCAUUAUCUCCAUCAUCAACACCGCCACCAUGCCCUCCUUCGUUUCCGUUUCUCUCUCUCCCCUUCUUCUUCUUCCCUUGUUCUUCCAGUCUUGUUUCUGUGCUACAAUUUUAGUUGAUGGAUCCUCAGAGUGGAAGAACCCCACAGUUCACAUUGGAGAUUCCAUCAUUUUCAAGCACAGGCAACACUACAAUCUUUACAUUUUCAAGAACCAGAAAGCCUUUGAUCUCUGCAAUUUCACUCAAGCCACUCUUCUCACCAAAUCCCAUGCAACCUCUUACACGUGGCACCCAUCGCGUCCUGGUUCCUUUUACUUCACCUUCAACGACGGGUCGUUUAAAGCAUGUGAAGCUUCUCUAAAGCUAGGCAUAAAGGUCUCGCCGGCAAUACCGCCGGAGCUUUCUCCCAAGGCGGCUCCUGCUCUGGCUCCGGCCUCCGGCGGCGGGUCAGUGCCGUCGUCCCCUUCAUUCCCUUGGCCUUUCCGUCCUCGCCAAGCUGAUUCUCCUGGCCCGGCACCGGCCGGAAGUUCAACGGCGGCAUUUCCCUUAGUACCUACCAAAGGAGGAGGAAACGGCAUGCCGUUUAUCAACAGUAAUCCUGCGGUUCCUCUUCCUACUGGUGAAGUGGACUCUGCCACCAUACGCCCUCUCCCAACCUCGGGCCAAGACAGACAGGUGAUGAUGAUCAUUAGGUUAUGUGGAUUUGAAAUCGGUAUGACCCUCCUCACUUUAUUGCUGAUGCUGUAACAAAAGUUAAGAGUUAGAGAGAGAGAGAGAGAGAGAGAUGAAGAGAUGAUGAUGUAAAGUAGUAGAGAGAGAGAGAGACUAAUGAUUGAGAUUAAUAUAUAUAGCAAUAUAGUUUAUGUGUAAUGUAUUGUCUUUAGAUUCUCUUCCAUUUUUACUUUUGAAUGUUUCCCACUUUUGGAUUUACUUUUUGCCAGUUGAUUCUCAUUGUGCUUGC
Molecule: messenger RNA, 1077 nt
Organism: Neltuma alba
Lineage: Eukaryota; Viridiplantae; Streptophyta; Magnoliopsida; Fabales; Fabaceae
Exons: 4
Coding region: 147-863 (238 amino acids)
Source: RefSeq, a predicted model, not a curated record